Molecule: messenger RNA, 2104 nt
Organism: Phlebotomus argentipes
Lineage: Eukaryota; Metazoa; Arthropoda; Insecta; Diptera; Psychodidae
Gene: Fbxl4
Product: F-box/LRR-repeat protein 4
Exons: 5
Coding region: 125-2011 (628 amino acids)
Biological process (GO): SCF-dependent proteasomal ubiquitin-dependent protein catabolic process
Cellular component (GO): SCF ubiquitin ligase complex
Molecular function (GO): protein binding
Source: RefSeq, a predicted model, not a curated record
GCCUCGCGAGUACUGAAUGAAAAGUGAACAGUGCAAAUUGGCGAGAGUGAGACAACAAACUUUCCACGAUCAGUUUGUCGCACUCCUAAUUGCUCGUGAAAGCCCGUGAAACUGCGUUGGCGUGAUGUUCAGCGAGACAGACACGUCAGUGACGUCGUCUGAGGACUUGACGGCGGAAGAGGCUGCGCUGGAUGAGAUCCAGGACAAAAAUCUGGCUCUGGAAGAGGUGAUAAUCAACCAGUAUGCCCAGAAGGUGAUUGACUUCAGUUCACAGUACGGCAGCGACACCAGCAUCUCCUACACGGCGUACAACAUCACGGGCAGGCCGUCUAAGUUCCCGGAUUACGGUGACUUUCCGGAGACCUUCGCCAUGAGAACAUAUGGGCCGUGGUGGGACAUCGCGCCGUCCACCAUGCGCGAGCUGCAGCCCAGCAACAUCCAGGACAUUCCAAUCCAUGACUUCAUUGUGGUGGAGUUCGAGGAGUUCGUCAUCCCGCACGCGAUCUCCAUCUAUGAGACUUACAAUCCCGGCGCCAUCGUGAAGAUCUGGGCCUUCUUCAGCACCACCGAUACCUGGCACUGCCUCUGGUCGUCCUAUCCCGAUCCGGACGUGGAGAAGUGGCCGCGCAAAUUCGCGCCGGAAAUCAAGCGGAUUCCCCUGCCAACGAAGAUACUCCGCCUGGAGUUCAAUCACGUCUUCCUGGACUACUUCACGGAGAUUGACGGGAUCGAGCUGACUGGGCGGAAGUGCGAUGUACGCGAUGUGAGCGAUUCGGCCACGCGGAGGAGCAAAAAGGGCCCCAUUCAGCGGAAACUCGAGAGCGUGCAGUUCAAGCUGCGCCAAAUUGAGAACCACACGGACAUCCUGAAAGACUUCCUGGCCAACGACCUGGGGAACUUCAUGAAGGAGGCCGGACUCGUACCUGAAGAGAUUGAGGACAAUACUCCACAGAUAACACUUAAAGACUUGCCCUGCGAGAUUCUAUUUAAAAUCCUGUCCUAUCUGGACCUCGUGUCGAUAUUCCGGACGGCGCAGGUGUGCAGGAAGCUGUACGACGUGGCAACGGAUCCCUUCCUCUACCAGGAGAUCAAUCUCAAGCCCUACUGGCACUCGGCGUGCGAUGAGCUCCUCGCCACGCUCACGAAGCGCGCCACGCUGUUGAAGAAGCUGGAUUUGUCCUGGUGCGGCCUUUUUCACGUCAUCACGCCGUCCGUGUUUAAGGAAUUCGUGCGCAACUGCUGCAAAAAUCUCACCCACCUUCGCCUGAACUCGUGCAAGUUCAUCAAUGCUGGCUGCAUGGAAAUCGUGGGCAGUGUUUGCGUGAAUCUGCGUGAGCUCUGCCUGCGGAACUACACAAAACCGCCCAGCGUUCUCAACUUCCACUGUCUGAAGAAUCUGCGCUGCCUGGAGAGACUCGAUCUCUUCCGCACGCAGAUCGACUCCGACCUGCUGCUGAUGACGCUGCGCUACAAUCCUGCCCUGAAGCAUCUCAAUCUCGGCAUCUGCAGCGCCACGGUCAACAUGGACGACGUGGCCAUCCAGAUCUCCAGAUACAAUCGCUCGAUGGUAUCGAUCGACAUGUGGAAGUCACACUAUCUCUCGUCCGUUGGCCUACUGGCGCUGUCGCAGUGUCACGACCUCGAGGAGGUGGACUUCGGCUGGUGUCUGCGCGAGGAAGCGUCUCCUGGGGAGAGCCUCAAGAUCCUCCUCAAGAGCUGUCCGAGGCUCAAGAAGGUCUUCCUCGCCGCCAUUCGUGGCAUCAACGAUCGCGAUCUGGAGAACAUUACGGAAUUCUGCCCGAAUCUCGAGCAGCUGGACCUCAUGGGCGUCCUGGGCAUCACGUACGACAUGUGCUACAAGAUCCUCAGCAAGUGCCACAAGCUGAAGGUGUUGGAUCUGAGUUUCUGCGAUCAAAUAGACGAACUUCAGAUUGCUCUCUGGCGCGACGUCUUUGGGGUCAGUAUUAAGCGGAAUUUCGAGCCCCUGUUCACCUCUUUCUCCCUCAACUAAAGUAGUCAAUUGUGGAAUGGAUAUUUUUGCAGAAAAUCAAAAGACAAAGCUAUGCGUAUUUUUAUACCGUUCACUUGUGUGCAUGUGUGUAAU